Messenger RNA from Mytilinidion resinicola, 620 nucleotides. RefSeq lists its product as uncharacterized. NCBI's taxonomy places the organism in Eukaryota, Fungi, Ascomycota, Dothideomycetes, Mytilinidiales, Mytilinidiaceae. The record is from RefSeq and is a predicted model, not a curated record. The transcript has a single exon. The annotation marks the transcript as partial.
ACGUAUGUCUACUUGUGUAGGAAGCAAGCCGAACGUGGAGCCGAUGCCUAGGCGUACGAUAGGACACCUCUGGGGUGGCGAUGCAGAGUUUUCACCCUCCCCUCUAUCGAAGCUCUCGUUAACUGAUGGUGUCUACAGUGCCUACAGCGUCACCAAAGUCAUUGGCGGUCAAUUGGAGGACCUCAAACAGCGUGGUGCUCGCAGCCUUUGCCUAGGAGACAGCAUUCUCAUGGCGGUCAAGUGGAGGACCUUAAACAGCGUGGUGCUCGCAGCCAUCGACAAUGCCUGUAGGCGCCCAUCGGCACGCGAGGAAGCCCAAAGCUCCUGAAGGGAGAUGGUCACAGCCAGCAUGGUGGGGGUAAUGGAGCCGUCCGCCGGACAGGCAGAGGGAGGAAGGACGACAGACCGGAUGAUUUCCAAGCAGAUGCAAUCCCGAUGACGCGCUGCGAGGCGACGACGCCUGACCGACCCGGCUACAACACGACACGCAGGGUGGACACGAGUGCUGGGGCAGCAGCUGGAUAUACUUGAGGACGGGCAUAGCAGGCAGAUGGGAGGAGGAAGAUGGAUGCUCCAUCUUGGUUAGUGGGAGGGAAACGUCGAAGUAUGCUGCCUGGCUA